AUGAAUUCAAAAGUCCGCGUACUUAAGAGAGGUCGGAAAGAAACUCGCCAAACUUACAAAGGCUAUUUUUCAGAUGAAGCAGGUAUAUUUUUUAUUGUCAAACUCUUUCCAUUGUUACCUGAUGUUGCCAAGGAUGAUUACAUUGGUAUGUUUCUUUGGCAAGGUGAUUCAUUGCGGUUCCAUAAUUAUGAAAUAAUAGAAAUAAUAGCUUUAAUGAAUGAUAAAAGUGAAUAUAAAACAGAUUCAAGUAGUACACUAUUGGAUAACAGUAUUGAUGAACCAAAAGAGAUGGUAAAG
Messenger RNA from Dentiscutata erythropus, 297 nucleotides. The record is from the annotation of a GenBank genome assembly. NCBI's taxonomy places the organism in Eukaryota, Fungi, Glomeromycota, Glomeromycetes, Diversisporales, Gigasporaceae.